AUGGCGAAACUAAACGUAGCAAUUAUCCCAGGGAACGGCGCUGGUGGAGACAUCAGAAGCUGCAACUGGUAUGGCUGGCUGCAGGACGAGCUUCAGCCGGGAAUCGAAUGUCGCCUUCGCGACAUGCCAGAUCCUUACUACGCCAAGAGUUCUGUGUGGCUGCCGUUCAUGCAGAAGAGUUUGCGCUGCGACGAGUCCACGGUCGUAGUUGGUCACAGCUCAGGCGCUGUUGCUGCCCUGCGCUAUGCCGAGACUCAUCGCGUUCGUGGCAUUAUCCUCGUCUCAGCGUAUCUUUCCGACCUUGGUGAUAGUGUGGAGGCGGCCAGUGGGUACUUCGAUGGCGAAUGGAACUGGCAGGCGAUCUCCAGCAACAGUAGUUUCAUCGUGCAGUUUGCCUCCAAAGAUGAUCACCUGGUGCCGUUCUCAGAGCAGUUGAAGGUAACUGCUGAACUGCGGCAGCACGGCGAGGUGGAUUUGCAGGAGUUUGAAGAUCGAAAUCACUUCAUGCAGUCGGCCUUUCCGGAGCUGGCGCACAUCAUCCGUGCACGAACACAGACAUGA
Sycon ciliatum is the source of this 561-nucleotide messenger RNA. Its product is annotated as serine hydrolase RBBP9-like. Gene Ontology annotation, molecular function: hydrolase activity. The transcript has a single exon. The record is from RefSeq and is a predicted model, not a curated record. Bases 1 to 561 code for a protein of 186 amino acids. NCBI's taxonomy places the organism in Eukaryota, Metazoa, Porifera, Calcarea, Leucosolenida, Sycettidae.